Chrysoperla carnea is the source of this 1234-nucleotide messenger RNA. It is a transcript of the gene Vajk4, whose product is annotated as tetra-peptide repeat homeobox protein 1. The record is from RefSeq and is a predicted model, not a curated record. The transcript has 2 exons. The coding region runs from base 42 to 1205 and encodes 387 amino acids. Lineage: Eukaryota; Metazoa; Arthropoda; Insecta; Neuroptera; Chrysopidae.
CGCUGGUCUUAAAAACACAUUAAGGAAAACGGACGCAAAAGAUGAAAAUACUGAUAGCAUUAUCGGCGUUAGCCCUGGUCGCUCUAGCGGCUGAGGAUUCAAAGAAGGCGGAGCCUCAGCUGGAGAAGAAACAGGAUAAACGCGGUUUACAUGGAAGUUUUGGCGGAUUUGAAGGUAGCUAUGGCGGUGGUUACAGUCAUGGUUUCGGUGGUGGUGACAGCGGUCACAGUUUUGGUGGAUACUCUUCCGGUGGUGGAGACCAUUACGGAGGACAUGACCAUCAUGUAAAAACAGUCGUGGUUGAAAAGAAAGUACCUGUACCAUAUACAGUAGAAAAGAAAGUACCAUACACCGUAGAAAAGAAAGUACCAUAUGAAGUGAAAGUACCAGUACCACAACCCUAUGAAGUUGAAAAGAAAGUACCAUACCCAGUAAAAGUAUACGUCAAAGUACCAUACUCAGUACCACAACCGUAUACAGUUGAAAAGAAAGUACCAUAUGAAGUUAAAGUACCAGUAGAUCGUCCAUAUGAAGUGAAAGUACAUGUUCCACAACCAUACACUGUAGAAAAACAUGUACCAUAUGAAGUAAAAGUACCUGUACCACAACCAUACACCGUAGAAAAGAAAGUACCAUAUGAAGUGAAAGUUGAAGUACCAGUACCACAACCAUACACCGUAGAAAAGAAAGUACCAUAUGAAGUCAAAUACCCAGUUGAUCGUCCAUAUCCAGUCCAUGUACCAAAACCAUACCCAGUUCAUGUUGAAAAGAAAAUCCCAUACAUUGUUGAAAAACCAGCACCAUAUCCAGUCAAAGUACCUGUCGACAAACCAUAUCCAGUUGAAGUACCAAAGAAAGUACCAUACUACGUAAAAGUACCAGUACCACAACCCUACACCGUUGAAAAGAAAAUUCCAUACACAGUAGAAAAACCAGUACCAUAUCACGUAAAAGUACCAAUUGAUAAGCCUUAUCCAGUUUAUAAAGAAGUACCAUAUCCAGUAGAGAAACAAGUUCCAGUACCAGUAAAGGUACCUGUUCAUGUCCCAGUACAUGUACCAUCACACCAUGAAGAAUCCCACUCAUACGGAGGUAGCAGUGGUGGCUCAUACGGAGGUAGCAGUGGUAGCUCAUACGGAGGUGGUGAUUUCGGUGGCCAUGGAGGUAGCAGUGGCGGUGGACACGAAAGUUAUGGUCAUUAUUAAAAGAGACAUUUUUUUCCUGUUUUAGGAAA